UUGAGUUUCAAGGCAGAGAGAAGAGCCCGAAGCAGAUAUUCCACGACCUGUAGAGCUCUGCACACAUUCGAUCGUCGUCUUUUGGUUGACUGAUUUUUGGUUGGUUUUGAAGAGAUUGAAGAGGUCGGAAGAGAAUUGAGGAGGUAAGAAGAGAUUUGCUGGGUGCUUUAGUGGUGGAGUUGAUGGGAGGGGGGUGAGAGGGAGAUGGAUCUGGUGUGCACUUGCUUCAUUACGAGGCUGUGUGAGAGCGAUGGGGUUAUAUGAAGAGAAAUGCUAACGGAUUAAUGAUGUCAGGUUCAGCAAUUAGUCGAUAUAUAUACAGAAACAGAAAGGUCUAGCAAAGAUCGAAAAUCAUACAGCAGCAAUAAUUGUCUAAUGCUGAUCUCACACUGUAUCGCAUUCUGCGUGCUCGUGCUGGCGGCACUUGUGUGUGCAGGGCAGGAUUACUACGAGAUCCUCGGGGUGCCGAAAGAUGCGAGUGAGAAGCAGAUCAAGUCGGCCUACCGCCAGCUGAGUAAGAAGUACCACCCGGACAAGAAUCCUGGAAACAAGGAAGCCGAGGAGAAGUUUGUGCAAGUGGCGGAGGCAUACGAAGUCCUGCAAGACAAGGAAAAACGCAGCAUCUUUGACCGCUACGGCGAGGAAGGACUGAAGCAGCGCACAGGGGGCGGCGGCGGCGGCGGCGGCGGGCAGCACGGCGGCGACCCGUUCGAUCUCUUUUCGCGGUUCUUUGGCGGCGGCGGGCAUUUCCGCGGCGCGCGAAGAGGACCAAACAUGGAGGCGCGCGUGCAGGUCAGUCUUAAGGAUAUCUACGUGGGCAAGGAGUUUGAGUUCACGGUGCCGGUGCAGACGAUAUGCGAUACGUGCGGAGGCAGCGGGUCGGAGGACGGCGAGCGGCAUGAGUGCGGAGCGUGUGGCGGGCGCGGGAUGAGGGUUGUGAGAAGGCAGCUUGCGCCGGGGAUGUUCCAGACGGUGCAGGUGCCGUGCGAUAGCUGCAAGGGCGCGGGGACGGUGAUCAGCCAUCUGUGUCCGGUGUGCAAGGGGUCGCGGGUGGUGAAGGAGACGCGGACGCACACGAUUGAAGUGCAGCCGGGGACGCCGAAGGGGGCGCGGAUGGUGUUUGAGAACGAGGCGGACGAGGACCCGGACUGGGAGGCGGGGGAUCUGUAUGUGGAGAUUGAGGAGAAGAAGGACGAGAACAUGGGGUUCCGGCGGCGGGAGGCGGAUAUGUUUCGGGUGGAGGUGCUGAGCGCGCGGGAGGCGAUCAAGGGAGGAUGGAAGCGGGAGAUUGAGUUUCUGGACGGGAAGAACGUGACGAUAAUGCGCAAGGCGGGCGAGGUGGUGCAGAACGGGGAGAUCCAGGUGGUGAAGGGACGGGGGAUGCCGAGGUUUCAGCAGGCGGGCAAGUACGGGGAUCUGUAUAUUGAGUAUGUGGUUGUGAAUCCGGGGAAGGGGAAGGUCCGGGAUGAGCUGUAGAUGUGAUGAGGAAGGACAGAAGAGGUAUGACGAUAGUUUGAAUAUAGAUUGGCAUGAUUGAGGGCGAUCCCGAUUGAUGAGUUAUGUGAUUGUUCUACAUUCUCGUUCUCGUUGAUUGUUCGACUGUAAUAGCAGAGUAUUCUCAUUGCAUCAACAGUAAGCAGAGCAGAGUAAAGAGGGGCCUCAUCCAUCGGGGUCGGCGUUCGGUGAUCCUGUCGCAGUUCGGCGAUAAUCCUCAGAAGAGCAGCAGAGCAGCAGAGCAGCAGCAGCAGCAGCAGCAGCAGCGCAACACAGCAACAGACAGCAACAGACAGCAAACAGCCCCGCACCGCAGUCUAGAACUCCUCCUCUCCG
Molecule: messenger RNA, 1830 nt
Organism: Myxozyma melibiosi
Lineage: Eukaryota; Fungi; Ascomycota; Lipomycetes; Lipomycetales; Lipomycetaceae
Exons: 3
Coding region: 376-1476 (366 amino acids)
Biological process (GO): protein refolding; response to heat
Cellular component (GO): cytoplasm
Molecular function (GO): ATP binding; Hsp70 protein binding
Source: RefSeq, a predicted model, not a curated record